AUGGCUGAAGUAGUAGCUCGACAGCAAAUUGUUCCAGAUGGAGCCAGUUCCUCCACCCUGAGACAAUACGUCCAUGCGCCUGAAACGAAGCAUGAGCUCGAUUGGGCCGACCUGGUCACUCUCGAUCUCUCCCGAUUCGACGUCCCAGGAGGCAAAGAGAAACUAGCAGCUCAACUAAAAGACGCCGUCCAUAACAUCGGAUUCUUCUACAUCACCAACUUCGGACUCUCACCCGAAGAAAUCAAUCGCCAAUUCGCCAUCGGCGAAGAGUUAUUCGAGCUCCCCGAGUCCGAAAAACUGCGACAUCGCGCAGACCUCGAAGCAGGCAACUACAACGGCUACCGACCGCUCGGAGCAAUCGAGAUCCUGCCCGGCCUACGCGACAACAUCGAACUAUAUAACGUCUUCAAGUUCAUCCCACGGUACGCACGGUCCCACCCGGACGUAAUCCUCCGCCACUACGAAGAGAUCGAGCGGUUCCACCGCUUCAUCUACGACCAGAUUGUCACCAAAUUGUUCCGGCUAAUCGCCAUCCUCCUCGAGCUGCCCGAGGACUUCCUCGUACGCGGCCACCCAUAUGACGGGCCCAGCGACUGCCACCUGCGGUAUAUGAUCUACCGGGCGCGCAGCGCCGAGGAGAACGCGAGACAUCAAAAUCUGUGGUCGCGCGGACAUACGGAUUUCGGGAGCUUGACGUUGUUGUUCCGGCAGCCUGUUGCUGCGUUGCAAGUUAAAACACCUGAGGGCGUGUGGAAGUAUGUUAAGCCUUAUCCGAAUAGUAUUACGGUCAAUAUUGCGGAUGCGUUGCAGUUUUGGACCAAUGGGUAUUUGAAGAGUAGUGUGCAUCGGGUUGUUGCGCCGCCGCCCGAUCAGGCGCAUAUUGAUCGGUUGGGGGUCUUGUAUUUUGUUAGGCCGGGGGAUGGGCUGGAUUUGAGGACGGUGGAGAGUCCGUUGUUGAGGCGUUUGGGGUUUAAGAAGGAUGAGAGCGAGGACUCGCAGGUAUCUGCUGGGGAGUGGGUAAGGGCGAGGGUGAGGAGGAACUGGGAUAAGCCGCCCAAGGCUAAUGAUGAAAAUAUUGAGCUAGGGGGUGUGAAGACUACGAUUUUCCAUGAGUAA
Messenger RNA from Aspergillus alliaceus, 1116 nucleotides. RefSeq lists its product as uncharacterized. The coding region runs from base 1 to 1116 and encodes 371 amino acids. Gene Ontology annotation, molecular function: dioxygenase activity. The record is from RefSeq and is a predicted model, not a curated record. NCBI's taxonomy places the organism in Eukaryota, Fungi, Ascomycota, Eurotiomycetes, Eurotiales, Aspergillaceae. The transcript has 3 exons.